UCCUGCUCUUCCAAAAUACAAAAUAAUAGUAAUAAUGAUAAUAACAAAUUGCAUCAGCACAGAAGAUUUUUUUUUUUUUAAUGCAAUGGUACACUGUAAAAGACUGACGUUUCGAUAUUGAUUACAUCAUCAUCAGUCUUUUGCUGUGUCUUAAAAACUUCUGUGCUGCUACGGUAUCUUCAUUUUGAUCAACUUGUCCCCUGCCGUGGAUGCACCAGUUGUUUGCAGAAGUGCAUGGAUCUACUCCUUUUUUGAAUUGCACAGUUAUGGGACAAAACAAAUCUGAAAUGCAAUUCAGUAUGUUUGCCUGACCCCAUCCAUUCCACUCAUUCUCAUUUAGGCUAUCUGAGAUACUAGUCUAGCUCCUCUCAAUGCAUUUAGGCUUUUCCCUCAGCCAUGCAGAUUGUAGGGCCAAUCAACAAAGGAGAUGAUGUUAGAUUCAAAAUUAAAAGUGGUUGUGGUCAAAGGUAGCAACACCUGCAGACAGGAAAAAAUUGCUGUCGGAGAAAUGUGUGGAUUUAUAGAUUUUUUCCUGGAUUUUUUUGUGUGGAUUUUUUCCUGACUGCUAAUGGGGUUCAAUAGGCUAUCAGUUUGUAGCCUAAAGGUUAGGCAAAGUAGGAAGUAAUAGUAAUCCCUGAUCAGUGUCAUUGGUUAAGUUGGACCAAUGUGGUGGACACAGUUCAACAAGCUUACAGUAACAACAGCAAGCUUGUCAAUGGAUUGCAACCAGGAUUCAGUUAAAAACUGAACAUCCUAGUUGGCAGACUAAAAAAUAAAUUAGGAUAGGCUACAUGUUGACAUACUGACUGACUUAAACACAUAGGCUACAAAUACUCCAACAACCGACUGAUCAUGUGUGGCUUGACUCUUGGCAUCAUAUCUAUUCGUAUUUCAUUAGUGGAAGAAAUCUUACUGAAAUCUUAUCUGGUCGAUACUGGACACAGUGAAAUUUUAUGCUCACUCAACUGCUGUUUGGUUUAUCUGAAAUUGAUUGCCAAGACUAGGAUACCCUUUUCUGUAGUCGAUUACUACAGCCUGGAUUUCAGUGUUCAGUGCCCAGCCCUGGCCCAGCCUUCCAUCCCCGUGCUGUACAGAGACGCUGUCUUGUAAAGUAACUAUUUGUUUAUAAAUUGCUCUGAAGUGCAACUGAUAUUUCUCUAAAAUGGCAGACGACGAACUGGAAGCGAUCCGACGGCAACGAAUGGCUGAACUUCAGUCAAAACAUGGGGGUCUAGCAUGGAAUCCCAUGGACCUGAAUUCAUCUAAUGAUCAACAGGGACAGCAAGAGGCCCAGCAACGGGAAGCAGACAUGAGAAAUUCCAUAUUGGCUCAAGUCCUAGAACAGUCUGCGAGAGCCAGAUUAAGUAAUCUGGCUCUUGUGAAGCCAGACAAGGCCAAAGCAGUGGAGAACUACCUUAUACAGAUGGGUCGCAUGGGACAGCUUGGCGGAAAGAUUUCAGAAUCUGGAUUGAUAGAGAUUCUUGAAAAAGUCAGUCAGCAAACAGAUAAAAAGACAACUGUGAAGUUCAACAGACGGAGGGUGAUGGACUCAGAUGAAGACGACGAUGAUUGAACAAAGCCAAAUUAUCUCCCUGGUGGGAGAGGUACUAGUUAGCAAUGUUCAAAGAUGGCUGUCUGUGACCUGCCUAAUGCUUGUUUUGAAGAGCAUCGUUUUGGACAGACUACCACACCCACCAGAGCACCGCAACAGGACAACGAUUUUAUUUGUGUAACUCACUCACUCAUUUUCUCACCAUGCCUGACAAUUGAUUUCCUUUCUGUCACAAGAGGCGAGGCAAAAUGCAGUCUUGUUUCUGCAAUUCUGCAUCUAUAUUUCUCCGAUAGACUCUUUCAGGGAUGCAGUAGACCAUUCGGAAUUAGCGUUGUACUGGAAGAUACCAUGGUAUCAAUUACUACAUGUUGUUUUUGUUUUCCUUUUUUUCUGCUAUCGUAUCUGCUACAGUUUACAUAAUAAAAAGCCUUAAACAUG
Molecule: messenger RNA, 1990 nt
Organism: Sardina pilchardus (European sardine)
Lineage: Eukaryota; Metazoa; Chordata; Actinopteri; Clupeiformes; Clupeidae
Gene: pdcd5
Product: programmed cell death 5
Exons: 7
Coding region: 1163-1573 (136 amino acids)
Cellular component (GO): cytosol; nucleus
Molecular function (GO): DNA binding
Source: RefSeq, a predicted model, not a curated record